Messenger RNA from Cinara cedri, 3309 nucleotides. The record is from the annotation of a GenBank genome assembly. NCBI's taxonomy places the organism in Eukaryota, Metazoa, Arthropoda, Insecta, Hemiptera, Aphididae.
CGAUCGAAUACACCUCGUGUUGUUUCCCAAAGGACGCGGCCGCCCGUGUGCCGGGACUUUCAGUAGCUGCGCGCGCGCGCCGUGCACAACAAUUGAACGGAUUGAACCGAACGGACGGGCGGCGAUGAGAACGUUAAUAAUUUCGUUGUUUUUGUGUUGCGCGCCGACGCCGCCGAAUGCCAGUGCGCGGGACGGCGGACCCGAAUACCGCGAUAUCGAGAGAACGGUCGGCGCGCUGAAACGUAUUGUCGAAGCGGACGUGUGGAAAAACGAUUUGAGCACGAGGGACGUGCUGUUCAAAGGGAAAAUAACGAGGCUAGAAGACCGCCCGAUCAAAUUCCCGGCGGAACAGACCGGAUCGGACAGCGAGUCGGACGACGGGCUGGCGGAUCGGAAUGCCGAAGAUUUCGUCAACAGAAAAACGCUGAUGAAGGUGUCGGAAACGUCGAAACUGAUGUACACCGCGUUGGGAUGUAAGUUUUCCGAUUUGAUUGUCGAGACGCUCAGGCAUUUCGCCAAGAUAAACACCGAGUGUCAGAACAUCGAAUUGACACGGAGUGCAGAAAAAUGCGUGAACGGCGCCGUUGCCGUUUUAAUCGCGCACAAACGGUACUUCGUGAAGAUGAUGUACAAUCUGUUUGUUUUCGCGGACGCGUUCCCGAAUUUGAAAUUUGCCGAUCAAACGUUAGUGAAAUCGUUGAUGUCCGUCAACUCGUAUCUGCAUUACCUCGGCAAAAACGAACGGUACAGAGGCGACGUGAAGCUAAACCCGCACAAGAAGGUGUUGGCUCAAAUGAUCAAUCUGGUGGAACGUUCGAGGUGCCGGAAAUGCCCCGUCAUUCACGACCGUCUGUAUUUCCCGCGGCGGAAGGGCGAGAUACCGAUUUCGAAACAAGCGGUCAACGACGAUUUCGAAAGUACGAUCCGCGGUAUACUGUCGCCGGUGACCCGUCAACUCGAAUCGUAUUACGAGGACAUCGACGUGACGAGUCUUAUUACACCAGACGCGGCGUCGUCUUCCGAUCGGCGGCCGUACGACGACGGGAUGUACGACACGGAAAACGUGUUGCUGGGAUUCGUGUUCGACGCCCGCUAUGACGACUACACGGCGUAUUCGGCCGUCGGUACCGUGGAGCUGAAGCAAUCGGUCAGAUACGUAAACAUCGGCCAUCGUAACUCAUCGCGCACGAAUGUCGUCGCGGCCAUGUCAAUUAAAUCGGCCAAUAAUAUCAUCAACCCUAGCGUUCCGAACAGCGCGAGCGACAGGCGGAACAAAGCGAAAACGCUAUUGAUCGACGUUUACCAAAAGGCGGCGCGCGACUACGACCUAGAAGCGAUGUACGACUAUCAGACGUUAUUGGUGACCGUUGUCGGCGAAUUGUUCUCCGCGCAGUUUUACCAUUUUUUCAACGAAUCCGCCGGGAAAUGCUACGGCAGCCCCGAGGGCGACGGUUUCUUGGCGUUGUUGCAGUUGGUGACCGUUUACGGAGUAUUCGUCAACGUGUUGUUGCCGGAUAAUUUCCCGCCCGACCGCGCGAACGCGGCCAGGCGGCUGUACGGCUUGGUAACCCGCGACUUGGAACACUUCUCGGUGUUGUCCGCCGACACGUUGGCCGGACACAGAGAAAACGUGAGAAUAAUCGACAACUGGCAUUCGCAAGAGUUCGUGGAAAAACUGAAACACAUAUCGUUGAACCGUUUGAUCAGCAACGUGGUCCAUCAUGAAAAUUUCGACGGUUUCCGACGGCUGUUCAGGCUGUUUCUGGGCGAGCCGAACACGCUCAGGGGAUAUCGCAUGCACAACGAAAACGACGGCGACGAAGAGGGGAAAACGACCGGGCCGGUGUGUUUGUCGGCGUACAAACUGCGGCAGAGCAUGUUUCUGUUACAAAUACUGAUGUUUGGACACGCGAAAAAACUGGUGCCCCACAGACAGUUGAACGGCACGGAUUUCGCGGUAUUGACGGCGGUGGACGGCGUAAACGAGAAACUGGCCAACGCGUACGAUCGGUACGCUUACGAUUACGACGAAAUCAAGGCGAUACUGGUGCCCGUGUCGAUGCGUUUGAGAAACGUGAAAAUCGACGACGGCGACGGAUACAACAAUUGUCUGUUGACACAGUAUUGCCUUUUGACGGCGAAUUUGCUCGAACAUUUCGAAAUAAACAAUUGCACGCUGAUACAUUUCAGCGACGAGAUGUACGCGGAACUGACGGAUGACCGCGGAUUGUUCGUAUACGACGGCCAACAACGCGCCGUCGACUUCAACGUCGCGUUCGUGAACGAGUUCUUCGCUGUGGACACCAGAGAGCCGAGCGUAUUGGACGCACUGCUGCCCGACCGAAGAAUAGCGCACAAUACGAGUCCUUCGACGACCACGUGGUGGGUCCACCGAUAUUUUCCGGACGGUAUUUUCGUCGUCUACAACGGCUCGUUCAAUUCGAAUAAAAUCAACUGGGACGGGACCGUGGUCACGAUGAACAGCGCGCUGAAAACCGUGACGGACAGCGACGUGAUCGAGUACGGCCAUUUAGUCAGGUAUCAGCUGGUCCGGCUGGAAUGGUCCGUACACAGCGUUUUCAAAAAAAUGUUGUACGUCGCCAAUCACGUACGCGAUUAUCCGUUAGAACCUACCGGAGCCGGUAGCGACGAGACGGUCGGUCUGUUGACGAUAAAAAACGAUAUCUCGACGAUACAAAACCUCUCGUUUCCGGUGCCUAUAAGAACGUUUCUGUUACCGAUAUUCUCUGAAUUUACGAGAAUGAUCGAUGCGAUAUUUGACGGACCGAAUGACGGGGAAAACGUUGAACGACUAAUAUGCAAUUGUAUAUCUACGAUCGAAGAGCAAUCGCGGUAUUUGUGCGCAAUCGUGGCCCGAGACGACAGCGCCGGUGGAAACGACACGAGCGAAGACAUCCGAAACGACGGACUCCCGAAACCGACGAUAAUUUCUCUGGGUCGUAUUCACUGCGAACUUCUAGACGAUCGCGAAUACUUAACCGCGGUUUUAAAGCCUUCGGCCGGUUUCAACGCUAAUAUCAUAUCACACAACGAUUUCUUUUACAUUUACUAGAUAAUAUAAGUAUUAUAGGUAUGUACAAUGUAUAUAUAUAUAUAUUUAUAAUGCGGCGUAUGAUGUUCUAUACGCGGUUUAAUUUUUAAUCGCUAUAACGAUAAGUAUACCGAUAUGUUUAACAGCAGUGAGGAAGUAUUGUGAAAACCGAUUGCUCAUUGGCGUCGGUAAGAUAUGGGGUGAGAAAAGCGCACCGAUAUGACGAAUGCACGCUUAAUAAUUAAUGGAAUGUGUCG